This is a messenger RNA of Diatraea saccharalis (sugarcane borer), 1524 nucleotides long. NCBI's taxonomy places the organism in Eukaryota, Metazoa, Arthropoda, Insecta, Lepidoptera, Crambidae. The record is from the annotation of a GenBank genome assembly.
AUGAAGAUAGAAGAUGCUAUCCGAGCAAAUCUACAACUUGUACUGGAGAACAUACAAACUUUCAAAGUGAAAACCAUUGAGUACGUAGAUGAAGAAUAUAAAAAAAAUAACCUGGAACCAAUCAUCACGACAGUGGCGGAAGUGUUGGAAGACAUGCCGCUGACACAAGCAGACUUGUUAGUUAUUUCUGAAAAAACGUAUGAAAAUCUGUCUACUAAUAUCACUGUUGAAAACAAAUCGCUCUCGGGAGAAUCAAACGCCGUUAUAUUUAUCGGAGCCAAUCUUCUAAAAAGAGAUAAUGUUCUUCAAAAAGGUAUAACAACACUACGUGAAAAAUGUUUUAUCAUUAGUAGAGAAAAGGAGCGACCGGACCCAAAUCCUUGCUCUGAUAAAUAUGACAUCGUCUCUAUUCAUGACACUGGCAUGGAAUACAUUAUUCUUUUGAGGAAGAAAGUGAAAACGAAACCUGCUAAAUUUGUCAAGAUCACGGCAGAUGACCUCUCCUUCUCAUGGAUAGACAAAGUUAAAGAAGUGCUUAUAAAAAGUGAAAAGGUUGUUCUUUACUCUGAAAAGGAGCACAUAAAUGGUCUAUUAGGUCUUGUGAACUGUUUGAGACGAGAACCUGGCGGAGAAAUUGUAUGCGGUAUGCUUAUCGCUGAUUCCUCAGCACCACUCUUCAAUCCAGAUUUGGAAAUAUAUGAGAAACAGUUAAAUAAAGACUUGUCCAUCAAUAUUUUUCAAGAUGGUCAGUGGGGAACAUACCGUCAUCUUUUACUCGGUGAUUUAGACAUAGUACGAGUCUAUCAUGCUUUCAUCAACACUACCACUAUCGGCGAUCUCUCCUCUCUAAGGUGGCUCGAAGGACCAAUUAAACCUGGUCAAGUUUUCAAGAACCCAGAUAGCGUUAUGAUACAUGUGAUGAUAGGGCAGCUACAGCAUGGAGAGUCUAUACUGAUCCACGCUGGGUCCGGGGGCGUGGGUCAGGCCGCUAUCAAUGUAGCUCUUCACUACGGUUGCGAGGUGUUCACUACUGUAGGAAACGCUGAAAAGAGGGCAUUCAUCAAGAAACUUUUUCCCCAAUUAAAAGACAGUCAUAUUGGUAACUCACGUGAUACCUCAUUUGAAGACAUGAUACAUCGCGAGACUAAAGGCAAGGGAGUAGACAUGGUGCUCAACUCCCUCUCCGACGAGAAAUUACAUGCAUCAAUGCGCUGCCUCUGUUACCGCGGCCGGUUCUUGGAGAUCGGCGUAUUUGACAUCAAUAACAACACAGCCAUCAACAUGUACUGCUUCCGCAAGGAAAUCUCCUUCCACGGGAUUAUGUUGAACUACAUAUUCGAUCAAAGUGACGAUUUAAAGCAGAGACUCCAAAACCUCCUUCUAUUUGGUAUCGAGAGUGGUGCCGUGCGUCCUCUAACCUAUUGUACGUUUGAGAAGAAUCAAGUGGAGUCCGCAUUCCGAUACAUGGCUGCUGGAAAACACAUCGGCAAGGUAAUUAUAGCUCGAAAAUUAAAAUUAUUCUAG